Messenger RNA from Amblyraja radiata (thorny skate), 4081 nucleotides. Its product is annotated as nucleolar protein 4-like. The transcript is spliced from 12 exons. The record is from RefSeq and is a predicted model, not a curated record. The coding region runs from base 74 to 2206 and encodes 710 amino acids. NCBI's taxonomy places the organism in Eukaryota, Metazoa, Chordata, Chondrichthyes, Rajiformes, Rajidae.
CUCCCACUCUCUCUAUAUAUCUCUCUCUCUCUCCCCCUCCCUCCCGUGCCUUUUCUCUACGGUGAACAAAGCGAUGGAUUGGGCAAGCGGCGGAGCCGGCGACAUGUCCGCUCACUUUCAGGACUGGUGCCUCAGGACCUACGGCGAUCUGGGCAAAACAAAGACGGUGACGCGGAUGAAAUACCAGCGGAUUGUGCAGCUACUGAGCGGCGCCGAGCCCGGCUCGGCCGACAAUGCCAAAUUCAAAUUCUGGGUCAAAUCCAAAGGUUUCCAGUUGGGGCUGAGCGACCCGAGGACAGAUGUUGCCGCCAAGCCAGCGGUGUUCGUCCCGGUCAAAACCACGACUGGAGAUGGAGUCACAGCUAAGGACAGCAUCUCUCUGAAACGUGUGGCGGUUGUGGAGGAUUUUUUCGACAUUAUUUAUUCUAUGCACGUGGAAACGGGGACAGAGACCGGGAGGACGGCGAAACACGCCGGCCAGAAACGGACUUACAAAGCGAUAGCUGAAACGUACGCAUUCCUCCCAAGAGAAGCAGUGACAAGGUUUCUAAUGAGCUGCACUGAAUGUCAAAAACGAAUGCACAUAAACCCAAAUAGUGUGGACUCAAAAGAAAAUGAAAGACCUUCAUCACUGGCUGGGGUGAUAGAUUAUAACAUGCCCAUAACUGCCACAUACCUGAAACAGAUGAAACUCCAAUUUAUGUGUGGAUCUCAAGAACUGGAUGGAAGUUCAGUGAGCAGUGAUGAUUUUGAUAUGAGCAACACCACAUGGAUUUCAACUGACCAGUUUGUGAAUUCCGAUAUAAGCCCCAGUCAAGAAGAAAAAAUGCACAGCCCUCAGAACCCACACAACCAGGAAGAUGAUGACUCCUCCUCAGAAUGUUGCAGUGGGAAUGGCUCCACAACCUUGAACCCGGCAACCUCGAACAGUGCACAAGGAGGCAGCACCUUGGUGGAGGUGAAUGGAAACAGCUCGACUGGCUUGGAAUACAGUGGCAGUCCAGAGGACCAGCCCGUCAACCUGAGCGAGCGCUUUCUACCUGCUCAAGUGGAUAAUGGAAGUACGGACGGACCACGGAACCGGGCCAAAUACAUGGGCAAAGGCUCUUCAGAUGUUAGAUUGAACAAGUUAGAUGUUACAAGAGAAUAUUCCAGUAAGUCUCCGCCCUACAGCUCAGGAAGUUAUGACUCUGGGAGAAACGAGCUUCUGGGGACUUGUCCCGAGGACCUGUCGAUGACCAGAGGUGGAGACGACGACGAUGACGAACAUGAUGACCAUGAAGACAAUGAGAAGAUUAAUGACUCAGAGGGAAUGGAUCCCGAGCGACUGAAGGCCUUCAAUAUGUUCGUGCGGCUGUUUGUGGAUGAAAACCUGGACCGAAUGGUUCCCAUUUCGAAACAGCCCAAGGAGAAGAUUCAGGCCAUCAUUGAGUCAUGCAGCCGGCAGUUCCCCGAGUUCCAGGAGCGAGCCCGGAAACGCAUCCGCACUUACCUCAAGUCCUGCAGGCGGAUGAAAAAAAACGGCAUCGAACUGGCAUCUCGCCUACACACCUCCUCCUUCAGACAGGAGGACAGGGAAGAGGGGGCUUCCAACUUCUUCAUGUCUACAGUCGCUGCUGCAGCUCCGCCAUCGGCCAGCAGGAAGCGCACUUGCUGGAGGGUGAGACGGACUCCGGGCUUUCCUUCCUCUGAGGCACGGCCCACCCCUCCACACCUCACCUCAGCGAUGGCUGAGAACAUUCUGGCUGCUGCAUGUGAGAGUGAAAGUCGGAAAGCUGCAAAGCGAAUGCGACUGGAAUCCUACCAGCAGCAGCAGGACGAACCGAUUGCACUAGACAAGCAGACGCAACAAGGCAGGGAAGCAGCCCAGCUCCCGCACAGCGCGUACCCACUGCCAACCAGCACCUACUCACAGGAUCAGAUGUACAUCAACGGAGGCCUGAAUUGCACUUACCGUGGUCACAGCACUAUUGGAGGACUGCAGGCUGGCUCCCUCUGCAAUGGGCCGACGGACCUGAGCAUGAAGGCGCUGACCUCAAAUUCGACUUCAUCCAGCACGAGCUCGAGCAGGAGCGUGACGGCCCCACAGCUCAGCCCGACAGAAAUCAACGCCGUGCGCCAGCUCAUCGCCGGCUACAGAGAGUCGGCCGCCUUCCUCCUCCGCUCCGCAGACGAACUGGAAAACCUGAUCCUGCAACAGAACUGACUCCCAGCAGCAGAGUCCUGGUGAUGAAAGUCCACGUUCUGUAGUUAGCCAGAUGCAAAGUGGACGUUGGGAGGGGCGAGCGAGCUCCCUCUUGUUACACGAUGGCCAUUAACCCACUGCUGCUAUGGAAGUGAGAACGCCACCAACCUUUAACCUCAGACCUCCAUCAGGACCGCGCGUACGAAUGCGUGCGUGCGUGCGCCUUCAACCCAAGGACCUCAUUCACCAGAGUAUCUUCAUCUCCUCUGCUGGCAGCGCACACUGGCAGAUUCGACACGAGCAAGGACUCGGCCCCUGGCCCAGGCAGCUCCUGACCAGUUGCCACACAGACCCACACAGCAUCCAUAUCCCAGGUGCUAUACCUAGUUAUGCUGCUAACAGAAAUAACCUAAUCUAGGCCUCUGGAAGAACAAUAGAGCAGAGGAUUUCAUCUCUAUUGGUUCUGAGUUUGUUUCCGGUCAUUAGUUUGAUAUGAGGAUUGUAGCAUUACACAGUACAUGCGUCACUCGACUCAUUUACAAAAGCUUUGUCAUCACCAGCCCAUGAUUGUUCCCCAGAUUCACCAACUAAUCCACUCUCUAUGGUGAAGCCCGCCCUCUAUUCCUGCUGAGAUUUGCGGGCACACAUGGUCAGGAUUCACACAUAAAAUGUCCUGACAUUAAAUGUCAUCACCCUUGGACUAACAAAGCCAGAGGUAGAUGCAUUGAUGGCUCUAGAGUGAUAUUUGUGUACAAGACACACAGCUGUGAUCUACCCCAGUCAACAGGUGAGGCUACUUCAUUAGUACUGGACAUACAAGCUCUGUAGAAUGUUGAUGCGUGUUCCAAUCUCAGGAUGAGAUUGCCUGAAAAAAAUAUAGCAUUUGUAGCCUGUAAUUGUGUAAUCUUCCAUACAGUGUCAUGAUUGAAACCAGCUAUGCUUAAAACUGGAGCUUCGACUUUUAGAAUAGGCUUUUCAGAAAAGCCUUCUAUCUAGUGUCAGCGGAAGGAAAACCCUAUUGUAAAAGUCAAAGCUCCAGUUUUAAGCAGAGCAGGUUCCAAUCAGACUCUGUUAUUAUUUGGUUUAAUUAGCAGUGGGGUUGUAACAGUCAGGUCACGACUCAUCUGUGAAGCAAACCAGAGGGUGACUGUGUAUAAUGGAGAGCACACUCUUCUGUUUUAACACCACACGCCUUCUGUAUCAAAGAAAGAGAAAUAAUAUCGUUCAUCAAAUGUAGAACGUGUAAACACCUAAUAUGUGAGCGUCGGCCCGCACUAUUUACGCAUGUACUUGCAGCAGUUUGAGGAAAAGAAAAUGAUUGAGUAAAUCAGUGAAUGAGUAUUGCCUGACUAGAAUGAACUCAUUAAAUGCAUCUGACAGGUUACAUUUCACAGCCUGUUCUGUUCUUAUAUUUAGUCCUCAAAUCCCAUCAGAUAACUUUCACUUUAUUCACUGCCAAAUACUUAAUUUAAAAUCCUGCAAAGUUGAAGUUUUUGUUUCUUCAGCAAAUAAAAAAAAACGCACCAUGAAUUUGUUCAGAGCUCAGGUAACUAUUUAUACCAAGGGAACGUUUUUACUGUUUUUAUAAAAAAAAGUGAAUACUGUGAAACCAAAAACUGGUUUGUCAUUUUAUACAUUUCUCUAAGUCUGCUUUUAAUAGUUGCCAUUAGCUACAAAAAUAGUUGUUCCAGGUCUUUUAUUGUAAAAAAUCAACACUGUGUUUGGAAAGUUUCCAAUGAAAGGUGAAACUUUCUUCACUAGCACCGAGCUGUAUAAAUAUUUGCAUUAGAUUGCUCUAAGGCAGUACUUUGUUGAAGAAGGAACUGCAGAUGCUGGAACAAUCGAAGGUGGACAAAAAUGCUGGAGAAACUCAGCGGGUGAGGCAGCAUCUAUGGA